Molecule: messenger RNA, 1665 nt
Organism: Zasmidium cellare ATCC 36951
Lineage: Eukaryota; Fungi; Ascomycota; Dothideomycetes; Mycosphaerellales; Mycosphaerellaceae
Exons: 2
Coding region: 1-1665 (554 amino acids)
Biological process (GO): superoxide anion generation; defense response
Cellular component (GO): NADPH oxidase complex; plasma membrane
Molecular function (GO): superoxide-generating NAD(P)H oxidase activity
Source: RefSeq, a predicted model, not a curated record
AUGGCGGUACCGCAGAGAAAGUCAUGGCUGGCCGCGCAGUUCACCACACGAAAGUUGAUCUUCUACAUCCUCUUCCACGGACUACACAUCUUGCUCUUCAUUAUCGGCUGGUACGUCCAAGCGAAUGACCAGCGCCUCGCACCCCUCAAUACCCUGGAGUUCAGUGUGUGGUUCUCAAGAGGUGCUGGACUGAACCUCUCCGUCGACACAAUGAUCAUCCUCUUCCCCAUGUGCAGGAACAUCCUCAAAGUCAUACGGCCAAAGAUCAGAUGGCUUCCCUUGGACGAGAGCCAGUGGUUUCACCGACAAUGCGCAUACAGCAUGCUCAUGUGGACGAUCGUACAUGUCAGCGCACACUAUGUCAACUUCUUCAACGUGGAAAGGUCGCAAGUGCGAAAAGAGGCGGCGGUGCAAAUCCACUACAUGCAGGCAGGAGGAAUCACAGGACAUGUCAUGCUGCUAUGCAUGCUGCUCAUGUUCACGACUGCGCACGCCAAGAUCCGACAGCAGAGCUACGAGACGUUCUGGUAUACGCAUCACUUGUUCAUCCCUUUUCUGCUGGCGAUGUAUACGCAUGCCACAGGAUGCUUCGUUCGUGAUUCGCUCGAGCCGUACUCUCCGUUUGCGGGACACAACUUCUGGAAUCAUUGCAUUGGAUAUGAGGGCUGGCGAUGGGAGCUUGUCGGAGGUGGACUCUACUUGUGUGAGCGGCUGUACCGGGAGAUUCGAGCAAGGCGGCAGACGGAGAUCAUCAAGAUCGUGAAGCAUCCAUACGACGCCGUAGAGAUCCAAUUCCGCAAACCCAGCAUGCGGUACAAGGCCGGGCAAUGGCUCUUCAUCAACGUGCCCUCUGUCAGCCAAAACCAAUGGCACCCUUUUACAAUCACCUCCUGCCCCUUCGACCCCUACAUCAGCAUCCACGUCCGUCAAGUCGGAGACUUCACACGAGCACUUGCCAACGCCCUCGGAGCAGGACCAGAGCAACAAAAGCUGUACGACGAACUGGAUCCCAUGGGAAUGUACGAAGUCGCGCUCCAAAACGGCCAGGAGAUGCCGAAACUUCGAAUCGACGGGCCUUAUGGAGCGCCCGCAGAGGACGUUUUCGACAACGAGAUCGCCAUCCUCAUCGGAACCGGUAUUGGCGUGACACCCUGGUCAGCGAUCUUGAAGAGCAUCUGGCACAUGCGAUUGUCGCCCAACCCACCGAAGCGAUUACGCCGAGUCGAGUUCAUCUGGGUCUGCAAGGACACGACUUCCUUCGAAUGGUUCCAAGCCCUCCUCUCCAGCUUGGAAGCGCAGAGUAUGAGCAUGAGCGGAGGUGUGGGCCAACAGGAGUUCUUGCGCAUCCACACAUACCUCACGCAGAGGAUGGACGCGGACACGGCACAGAAUAUCGUGCUGAAUUCGGUGGGAACCGAUAAGGAUCCUCUCACGGAGCUCAAUAGCAGGACAAAUUUCGGGCGUCCGGAUUUCAAUCGUUUGCUUGUGGCCAUGAGGGAAGGGAUCCUGAAUCAGUCGUACAUCGCCGGUCUCGAUCGCGGAGGCAGGACUGAUGUCGGUGUGUACUUCUGUGGUCCUAAUGUUGCCGCAAGGGAUAUCAAGAAGGCGUGUAAGGAGGCGACGGUUCGACAGGUGAACUUCCGGUUCUGGAAAGAGCAUUUCUGA